Messenger RNA from Sodiomyces alkalinus F11, 2987 nucleotides. Its product is annotated as ARM repeat-containing protein. Gene Ontology annotation, molecular function: ATP binding; protein kinase activity. NCBI's taxonomy places the organism in Eukaryota, Fungi, Ascomycota, Sordariomycetes, Glomerellales, Plectosphaerellaceae. Bases 388 to 2724 code for a protein of 778 amino acids. The transcript has 6 exons. Gene Ontology annotation, biological process: tRNA export from nucleus; protein phosphorylation. The record is from RefSeq and is a predicted model, not a curated record. Gene Ontology annotation, cellular component: cytoplasm.
CUUUGGACUCGGUACCGUCAACCCAUACCUACCUUAGGUAAAGUACCUUACGAAGUGAUCAAUACCUUAAUAGUUCAUAUUCGUACUCCGUACAAGGCAAGUACGAAAUACGUGUAGGGGGCUACUCCGGAUAUUGGCCUGGUACAGUACCAGCAUCUGGACACGCAGGCACGCGCACCAUCAACCAUUAACCGUUAACCAUCAACGAUCCUCUCACCGUGGAAUUAUCUCCGGGAUUCCUUCACCAAGGAGGGCUCGUCUUUUGUGCCGGUAGCAACGACUCGAGUAGACUGCGCUAUCACCGAAAAUUACGAAUUGCGACAGCGCCCGGAUGCGCCUUCUUCCCGCCCUUCCCUAUCCUCGUCUUCCCACCAGCUGCCCUCCACCAUGAAUUUCUUCUCCGCUGUAGCAUCGGCCAUCUCCCAAGGGCCACCGUUGCCCUACACUAUCGGCGACAGGGUUGAUGUUGAGCAGUCUAUAUGGACGCUUCAUAACGGCACCAAGAAGGAGGACGGAUCCAACUGCAGCAUUUUCUCUUUCGAUAUCGCUGCCAACAAGUCUCGACUGCCACUGGCCAAGAAUGCCCUGCGAAAGCUAAGAACCUUGCGACACCCCGGCGUCAUCAAGGUGUUGGAUACCGUGGAGACCGACACCCAUCUCUACAUAGCGACCGAAAGGCUGGUGCCGCUGCGAUGGCAUGUGAGGAGGAAAAGUCUGAAUCCGGAGACAAUAAAAUGGGGUCUACACAGUAUUGCGAGGACUCUCAAGUUCAUCAAUGACGAGGCCGCCUCCAUACACGGUAGCGUUCGAGUCGGCUCUGUGUACACAUCGGAAAGCGGCGAGUGGAAGCUAGGGGGGUUUGAGCUAUUGAGCAAUAUCAAAGACGAUGAAGCUGUCAUUUACACACAUGGCAGUCUCGUCCCCGAGGCGGCCCGCUAUGCGCCCCCGGAACUUGCUCGCGAUGGUUGGGGUGCGAUCAAGAAGAGCCCUCAUUCGGCUGUGGAUUCGUUUGGAUUAGGGUGCCUCAUUUUCGAAGCCUUCAACGGCGACUUCACGAGCUCGGAUCGAGCAGGCCAGACCAAAAAUAUCCCCCCGUCCAUGCAUGCGAGCUAUAAACGGCUCGUGAAUGCGAACCCCAAGGCCCGCCUCAGCAUUGCGCAUUUCUUAGACCAGGGCUCGCGCGCCGGUGGCUUCUUUGACAGCCCUCUGAUCAAGCUGACAGACGGACUCGAUAAUCUUGGCGUCAAGUCGGAGACAGAACGGGAAAUGUUCUUGGAGAACCUUGACCAGAUGAUGUCGGAGGAUUUCCCGGAGGACUUCUUCAAGAUGAAGGUGCUUCCCGAGCUGCUCAAGUCGGUUGAAUAUGGCGGAGGCGGCCCGAAGGCGCUGGGUAUUGUCAUGAAGAUCACGGGGCAACUCUCGAAAGAUGACUUCGAAGCCAAGGUGAUGCCGGCCAUCAUCCGACUUUUCUCGAACCCAGAUCGCGCCAUUCGCGUGUGCCUCCUCGACAACCUGCAACACCUGAUAGACCGGUUGCCGCAGAAGGCCGUCAACGACAAAAUUUUCCCCCAGAUUGUCACCGGAUUUUCAGAUGCCGCACCAAUAGUCCGCGAGCAGACGGUCAAAUCCGUCCUUGUUUUCGUCACAAAAUUGUCGGAUCGCACCAUCAACGGCGAGCUCUUGAGGCAUCUGGCCAAGACGGCCAACGACGACCAACCCGGUCUCCGGACCAACACCACCAUCUGCCUUGGAAAGAUUGCCAAGAAUCUUGGGUCGUCUACGAGGGCGAAGGUGCUGAUCGCUGCCUUCACGCGGUCUCUGCGGGAUCCGUUUAAUCAUGCGCGGAACGCUGCCCUCAUGGCCUUGGCGGCCACGAACGAGCACUUCACGACAGAGGACAUUGCCACCCGUAUUAUGCCGGCCGUGUGCCCGCUGCUCGUCGAUAAGGAGAAACUUGUUCGGGAUCAAGCUGCUACCACGAUGGAGGUCUACAUGCAAAGAAUUCGAAAGGCAGCCGCCAGUAUGCCUGAUACAGCUCUUCCGCCGAACAACACGGACGUGGCAGGCGCACCGCGGAUGAGCACACCUCAGCCCAGCGAAGGCUCUUCCUGGGCUGGAUGGGCAAUAUCCUCGUUCACCAAUAAACUCUCUUCGGCAGCAGGAGAAAUGCAGACCAAUGGUACUGCUUCCGGGGGUUCCACUCCUCGCCAAGCAACAUCUCCCGUUCCCGACGCGAGGAAACCGACAUCAUCGGCGUCUUCACUGCAUAGGCAAGCCCUCAAGUCGCCUCCACCGGCCAGCUCGCACACCGCGCCAACCCAGGCUUCUUCCGCAGAUGCCUUCUUCGAAGACACCGGCGCCAACGAUGCGGACGCAUGGGGCGAAAUGGACGAUGAAGACAACUACUUUGACGCGUCGACCCAGCCCGCCACGGCGAGACCGACCUCCUCUUCGUCUUCCAAAGCCACCCCGGCCACUGCGACACCACUUGAUGAUGGGGCUGAGCCCGACUUUGCGGGCUGGCUGGCGGCGCAGGCCCAGAAGAAGAGCGGGACGAAAAAGCCUUUGCCCAGGGGGUUGACCAAGUCCUCCGCCUCCACAAGUACAACAACGAAAAAGUCGGCGGUCGCUAAGCCAGUCUCCAAACCUGUCGUCCCCAAGAAGAUCGACAUGAAGCCGAAGGAUACGGGCGAAGACGAUGGUGGCUGGGGGGAUGGAUGGUGAGAGAGCAGCAGAGCAGUCGUGCAUGACGGAGAAAUAACCGUCCAGGCUGUAGGGUUGUAUGGAUGGCAGGGGAGAGAUUCAUGUAAGCUGGGCAAACCCAUGGUGGGGGUUUGCAGGACAGGCAGCCUUCUUCGAAAACUAGGAUACCAUCAUGUUGCGUUGGAAGUCGUUGAUCAGGAUAGAAAGCGGAACGUCGAUAUCGUCAAUAAUGACACCCCUUACCAGGGCUUGAUGAAAAACUGAGCUCCUUGCUAUGGAUUUCC